AUGACAAUUAUAACGGAAUUCUUGCUCAUGGGAUUCCCUGAGGACUGGUUGCUGCACAGUUUGUAUGCCACUCUCUUCUUCCUCAUUUACAUGGCUGCAGUGGUGGGGAAUCUCCUCAUUAUCAUUCUCACCACUGUUGACCCAAAAUUCCAAGUCCCCAUGUAUUUCUUCCUGAAGAAUCUGUCCUUGAUUGACAUCUCCUACAUCUCUGUCACUGUUCCCAAAUCCAUCAUAAACUCUCUGACCAAUAGCCAUUCCAUCUCCUUCCAAGGAUGCGCCUCACAGGUUUUCCUUGUUAUAUUUUUUGCCGGCACAGAAUAUGCCUUGCUUAUAGUGAUGUCUUAUGACCGCUAUGCUGCUGUCUGCCAUCCUCUGCACUAUGAGAACAUUAUGAGUAGACGCUCCUGUGUGCAGAAGGUGACAGCAUCCUGGCUCACUGGAUGUGUCUAUGGCUCCCUUCAUGUCACAGGUACAUUCUCUCUCAGGUUCUGUGGGCUCAACACAGUGCAUCAGUUCUUCUGUGAUAUUCCAUCGUUGCUCACACUUUCCUGUUAUGGAGAGCAUAUUUUAGAAUAUAUAUUUAUUAUGGCUAGCUGUUGUUUUGCCUUUGUAUGUUUCAUUUUGAUGUUUGUUUCCUAUGUUCACAUUUUCUUCACUGUUCUAAGGAUUCCUUCUGCUCAAGGGAGGUUUACAGUUUUCUCCACCUGCACGCCCCACCUCACUGUGGUGACUUUGUCCCUCUCCUCUGGAUUCAUUGCAUAUUUAGGUUCCACCUCAAAAUCACCAUCAUCACUGAACCUCUUUAUGACCGUGUUAUACUCUCUAUUACCGCCCACCAUGAAUCCUGUCAUUUACAGCCUGAGAAACAAGGAUAUGAAGGCGGCCCUUGUCAAAAUGUUUGGUGGAACAAUUGCCCCGAAGAAGUUAAAUGUCUAA
Molecule: messenger RNA, 936 nt
Organism: Choloepus didactylus (southern two-toed sloth)
Lineage: Eukaryota; Metazoa; Chordata; Mammalia; Pilosa; Megalonychidae
Product: olfactory receptor 14A16-like
Exons: 1
Coding region: 1-936 (311 amino acids)
Biological process (GO): G protein-coupled receptor signaling pathway
Cellular component (GO): membrane
Molecular function (GO): G protein-coupled receptor activity; odorant binding; olfactory receptor activity
Source: RefSeq, a predicted model, not a curated record